Electrophorus electricus (electric eel) is the source of this 6698-nucleotide messenger RNA. NCBI's taxonomy places the organism in Eukaryota, Metazoa, Chordata, Actinopteri, Gymnotiformes, Gymnotidae. The record is from RefSeq and is a predicted model, not a curated record.
GCCCUCGCAGAUAAAGAAGGCUUUUCAUGUGCCUUUGAAGCCCAGGCUGCCCUCCUGAUGCCUGGGUCAGGGCUCUCUACCGAUCACCACGUCAGGCACAGCGAGAGGACACACACACACACACACACACACACCGCACAGCACCCUGCAGAAUGAAUACAUGCGUGCAUGUCAUACACACAUGCAAAAACAGUCCACACCACAGAAUGAAAAGAAUGCUGAAGCUGAUGACAGGGCCUGUUCCAUGACACACAAUAAUACUUGCACACAAUAAUACAAGAUGCGUGUGUGUGUUUGUGUGCAUGCGUGUGGGUGUGGGUGCGGGUGUGUUUAUGUGCAUUUGCUCCUUUGGACUCCUAACUGUCUCAACCAGUGACUUAAUAGGUUGAACUUUUUUCUUUCUCUUUGUUUGACCAUAAACCACAUUGCAAGGCACAAAAGAAUUAACGAGAGCUUUGAAGGGUAGUUUAAAACAAAAACAAAAACAAAAAAAAACGUUUGUAAUAGGAUUCAAUAUCCUGUUCCACAAGUGGCUGAAAGCUACUGCGUAUCCUAAGAAGACUCAGGUUUGCUCCUUUUUUCCGCAUCCUGUUGUCUUUAAUCUUUCUCACCAUAUUUCUUAACUGUUACUAGCUGACUAACUGCUGUUCACACACUUAACCACACAGUCCGACAUGACAACCAUCCCAGCUCACCGCGGCUUCCCCCGCGUCCGUUUCGGGGCCGGCGUGACUGCCCAGCCCGCUGGGACAUCCUUCUCCGCUUACUGCAGAGUGGGGGGCAUUUGCCCACCCAUUGUCAGGAGGGGAAACCAGUUUGUUCCCAUGUGGUCGCAUCGAAUAAUUUAUAAUGUUGUUUUUCUCAGAACCGGCCCCCCCCAACCCCGUCCAAUUUGUUAAAGAUACUUUAAGAAAUGGAAUAAACAAAUGGCCCGGUUUUGAGUUGUAGCGACUCCAAGCCAUCAAUAUUUAUGCACAGCUCCGCGGCGGAAAGAAAAUGAAGCGUGCCGCCAAAGGAGGAAAAGACGAGCUCGUCCCAUGACCGGAGUGGAUCGAUCACGAGCUCAUUCCCUGACCCAACAAACCCCCCAACACUGCAGCGCACUUGUCACCGCUUCUAUAUCGGUUCGCCCUGGUGCACAUCCUGUUCUCUUCAGGGGUUGCUUAUGCUUCUUUUAAAGCAGUUUGGGGUUAAAUGGGGUGAAAUCCCUCCCGACCCUUCAGACCGAACGCGGAGUGGUGCGCUGGCCGGGGGAUUGUGGGAAAUGAGCGAGUGCCGAGGCCAGGCUUCCCCUCUCCAGACUCAGCGAGAAGCCUACGAAUCGAUGACGGGGGUGUGUGCUGGGGGCCGGAGGUGCGGCGGUCCAUAACUCAUCUUCAUAAUCAUCACCAUCAUCACCACCACCACCAUCAUCAUCAUCAUCAUCAUCAUCGUCGGCGGCGGCGUGCGGGGGCCGGAUCGCAGCGCGGACCCAAAUCCGAUGACUUGCAGCCUGAGCGGACCGUGAUCUGAAGGCCCCGCCCACAGGCCUCGCUCGGUCCUUCCUGCCCUGGUGUUUCUCGUCUGUGGGGGAGGAGCCGCGAGCUCAGCUGCCUCAGACAGGUGGAGCGGCCAGAGAGGGGGACGGUGUGUGUGCGUGCGUGUGUGUGUGUGUGUGUGUGUGUGUGUAUGCGCGAGCGUGAGCAAGGCCAACACCUGAGUCGCCAUUUGCUGCCCGCCGUUGUUUGAGACAGGCGUGACCUCUGUUAUCUGAUCUCAUCACGAGCUCCACCCUGCCCCCAGCCCUGCCCAGUCAAAGCAGACAUGGGGAGAAAAAAGAUCCAGAUCCAGCGAAUCACAGAUGAGCGGAACAGACAGGUGACUUUCACCAAGCGAAAGUUCGGCCUGAUGAAGAAGGCCUACGAGCUGAGCGUGCUGUGCGACUGCGAGAUCGCCCUCAUCAUCUUCAACCACUCCAACAAGCUGUUCCAGUACGCCAGCACCGACAUGGACAAGGUGCUGCUGAAGUACACCGAGUACAACGAGCCGCACGAGAGCAGAACCAACGCGGACAUCAUCGAGGCUCUGAACAAGAAAGAGCACCGGGAUUCGGAAAGCCCGGACCCCGAGGAGCCCUUCUCACUCACGCCUCGCACUGAGGAGAAGUACAAAAAAAUAGACGAGGAGUUUGAUAAAAUGAUGCAGAGCUAUAGGCUGUCAUCUGCAGUGCCGGCGCCAACUUUCUCCAUGCCAGUCACAGUGCCGGUGUCCAAUCAGAGCCCUCUCCCCUUCAGCAAUCCCAGCAGCCUCGUCACCACCUCCUUCGUCACCUCCACGCUCACAGACCCACGCCUGCUCUCUCCCCAGCAGCCGCAGCUCCAGAGGAACACGGUGUCCCCCGGCCUGCCCCAGAGACCGGCCAGCGCAGGUGCUCUUCUAGGAGGUGACCUCAAUAACUCAAACGGGGCAUGUCCGAGCCCAGUGGCAAAUGGCUAUAUCAGUGCCAGGGCCUCGCCGGGCCUCCUCUCCGUCACCAACGGCAACAGCAUGGGGAAGGUAGUCCCAGCCAAAUCUCCCCCUCCCCCCAGCCCCCAGAUGGUGAACAGCCGUAAGCCGGACCUCCGGGUCAUCACUUCUCAAAGCAGCAAGGCCCUGAUGCAGCUGACAGAUGAGGAGCUGGAGUUGGUGACUGAGAAUGCUCAGAGGUUAGGCACCUCCCAGGUCACCCAGCCUCUCACCACCCCGGUGGUUUCUGUGGCAACGCCCAGCCUCCUGACCCCAUUCUCCAUGCCAACUGCCUACAACACAGAGUACCAGCUGACGAGUGCAGAUCUCACAGCUCUUCAGGCCUUCACACCGCAGGGUGCACUGUUGCCAAGCAACGUGGCCACUUGGCAACAGCAGCAGCAGCCAUCAGUAUCUCAGCAACCACAGCAGCAGCCAUCAGUAUCCCAGCAACAGCCUCAGCAACAGCAGCAGCCUCCGCCACAGACACAGCAGAUCAGCCUGGCCCCACUCAACAACCUCAUAAUGUGGGGUGUGGACAAACAGAAUGGGGAGAUGACUAACUGCAUCUCCAGCCUGGCCGCUAACCUCAGUGUGACCUCUCAGGCCAGCUUACUCCUGGGCAGGGAGGAGGGGCUCAGCUGGCCAGUGGGGCCCCUCCCUCACGGUGCCACCCUGACGGUGAACACUAACCCCAGUGUGAGUAUCAAGUCUGAGCCGGUGUCUCCGAACCGGGACCGCAGCACUCCCAGCUCCACGGCAGCGGUCGCCGUGGCCGCUGCAGCGGGGGCCACCACAAGCCUGAGCCUGACCCAGUACCCCGGGGCGUUGCGCCUGGAGCCCACAGGCCGCUCACCAGUCGACAGCAUCAGCAGCAACGGCAGCUCGUACGAGGGCAGCGACCGGGACGACGGAGGCCAGCCGCGGCCCCCGGACUUUGCCAGCUCCACUCUGGGGCCGCUCCGCGCGUCUGCAGAACAACCGGGCUCCUCGGACAACCAGGAGGGAGCCAACGUCAAGCGCAUGAGACUGGAUACCUGGGUCACAUAAACACACAGGCCAAGAGAGAGAGCCACCCACGGCACCCUCCAUGACACGCACACACACAUACACACACUCUCUCUCUCUCACACAUGCACACACACACACACACAUGCACACACUUCACCUCCCUGCAACAGCUGCACCCCCAGACAUGCAUGCUUACACUUGUGCACACUCUAUCAACUUUCUUCUCUUGUGCGCGCACGCACACACACACACACACACAGACAAACAAAGCAGAUACCAAUAUGCAUAUAUAUGUACACACACACACACACACUCGCGACAGUCGCAGACAGAGAUGCCAAUCCAGGUGAACGUGUGUUAACUACAGGGGACUGAGGAGUUGGACCUUUGCGGAGAGACACAGGAUCAGAGGUUUUCCCUCUCCGUGGCAGAGUCGGAUGCGAGGGAACACCGGGGUGGAGCCCUCGAAUCAGUACUCACUGUUCUCAUCCCUGGUCAACUCAGCACUGACACGCUUACCUUUCUGAUCUGAGACCAGUCGCACUGCUCAUUGUGUUGCAUAGAGUAGCUGCUCGCAAGCUGUUUUCCAGAUCAUGCUGUUGUUUGAAGGGUUCAUUUCUUUUUCUCGUGUGUGUGUGUGUGUGUGUGUGCAUGCAAGCCUAUGUGCGCUUGCGCGUAUGUGUGCAUGCGUGUGUGUGCGUGCGUGCGUGCGUGUGUGUGUGAGACUAAUGGCUUGUGUUUGCUAUUCAUCUUUUUUGAUGGCUGUUUUCUCCACUUGCCACCACCUUUCUUCUUUUUACUCUAAUGCUAAAACUGCUGCCUAUGGUGUUGACUUACAGUAUAUUUAAUAAUGCCACAAUAUUCGUUUUAAUCAUGUUCCAGGACCUUUGUCUUGUAAAUCAAGCUAAAGGCUAAGGCUCUAAGGCUCUCAUGAACUGCUAACCUAAUCAAGAUUUGAGAAAAAACAGAAAAAAAACAGAAAAAAAGCAAGCAGCGUGCAUAUUUCAGGGAAGGACUGUGGUGACUCAAUGCAACUCAAAGUCCAAGAGAUGAAUUCUGAAAGCCACAAAAUAUGUUGGCCAGCAGAACUGGUGAUGGACUGACAAUGUGUGUGUUUGUGUUUGUGUUUGUGUGUGUGUGUGUGACAGAUGAUGUCAGUAACAGGUAAACAGCCAAGUGCUCAAUUCAGUCAUAGUUUCACGGUAUGUUUUUGGGGUUUUAUUUUUUCUGUUUGUAACCAGCUUGCACCAAACCCCUCAUCAGUGCGCCUUCGCGUGGAGAGCUCGUUAGGGUAGCUCCCCACAAAGCAGGAGGGCCUGCCGCGCUUUUCACUUUCUUCACUUUCGUACACACAGCCGUGUGUGUUUGUGCCGCACAUAUCGCGUAAUCAGGUGCAAAUGUAGCCCUGCUUGUACAAGCCGAAACACAGCCCAGAUGCUGAACACGGGCGCAUGCGAGCGCGUUGCUCCGCCCACUCGCUCUGGGGAGGAACAGGUGACCGGGGUCACGUCACUACCGCUGGUUUACGUGAGAGGCAGCCUAAUGCGUUCUGUAUUUAUUACUUGUUUGUCUGGCUGCGCAGUUCAGAUGUUUUGUUAGUUGAAUCUUCUGAAGCUUUAUGUUGUUUUUUGCCAGAUAAGUUUAGAAACAAGCUGAGCCAUUGUAGGCUCAGGGCAGUUGCUGUGGGUUUCUAGACUUUCCAAGCAUGUAAAUACCCCCUUCUCUCCCCCCCCGUGUUCUUGACUAACGAGAGGAGCGUAUUGGUGAGCGUGCAAUGGGUCUGUGACUUGGCUUUAGCCUCCUAAGGGCAAUUGGGGAGGGGGUUUAGGGCUCGAGUUGGAGCUGGAGUUCUAGAACUCUCCCAAGUGGCGUGGGGCUUUUAGAAGAGUCAGGGCGUAUUCUAGUCCGGAGUUUAGCCCGGUUCGGCUCUGCGUUUGGGAUUAAGCAAAAGAGAAGUGAGGUCAGGGGCACUGUACAUAGAAAUGCGUGUGUUGACCAUGCAGGUCGUGCUGGAUCUGCCUAAACAGAGCUGUAACUCUCAGUGGAGCUGUCUUUAUAUUUCUAUGUGUAAAUAAACUACCACGUUACAAGCCUGGUAGAAAUGCAGCAUGGGGCACUGACAUGGACGUGACUGUUUUUAGGAGCGCUUCUUUUUUUCCCCUGCAAUCGUCCUUCUGAUGGAGUGCACUUUAAAUCGACCCCCACCGUCCCCACACUCACAUACUCAGACACUCUCCGCUCUCUUUAUUCGUCAGGUGUCUUUCGUGAAGCGGGGGGGGAGGGGGCUUUAUGUUUCUUUCUGCUCCUUUCCAUUGCUUUCUCUAACUUCCCCACACACACACACACACACACACACAGAGAGGACUUCUUUAGAAUUCAUGCCUCAUUGCCCUCCUCAUUUCCUGUCCCACUCGAUCAGUCUGGUCAAUGGAUCGAUGCACCACCAUUGCUUCCAUUUUCCCACUCCAAGCUGGCGUGACCACUAGGCACUCGGCCUCGCGCAGAAGUGCAGGAUGGCCCACGAUGCCCUGCCUAAAGACAGCUCCUCUGUGUUCCGACGGGACCCUCUGCAUACAGACUCACUCCACCCCACCCCCUCACCCCCUCACGUGUGCUCUUCAGGGAAGAAGAUCCCAUGCUCCCACGUGAUUAUGGCCCCAUAAUUUCAUUUCUCAUUUUUUGACGACGAACGAUUACUGAAGACUAAUGUCACCUUUUGUAAAAAGAACAUUGUACUUUAAACGUAAUAGACUAGACUUAACUUGACACGUGUUGCAAAUGUGCAAUUCUCAAAUCGCGCGCAAAAAAAAAAAAUGUCUAUUAUUUAAACAAUUAUGUACACAAAUUGUUUUAUGGUGCAUUAGUGUAGUGCAUUAAGUGAUUAGAAUGAAGGAUGUCUCAUUGAUGAUAAUGAAGAAGGGGGGGGGGGAGAGAGACCCAGCAGUCACGGCUCAAAGUCUAUGAGCAGUUGUUGACUGAGAACAUGGCAAGUUUAAAAUGAUCUCGAUUGUGCUGUAUGUGUAUUUGUAUCCCAAAUCUUUAGCCACAAUUUUCCAUUUCCCUCAAAGCUCCGUCUUUGAAACAACUGGAAAAGAGAUUAGUUGUGACAGACCUAAUUAGAUUAUUUACUGAUGAUAGAAGUACGUUCUUGCUCCUUAAAAGGUGUUCCCUGAAUUAAAAGUAACGCUGGACUCAGAGGUCAA